Messenger RNA from Macrobrachium nipponense, 1779 nucleotides. RefSeq names its product GTPase HRas-like. The record is from RefSeq and is a predicted model, not a curated record. Gene Ontology annotation, cellular component: plasma membrane. Gene Ontology annotation, molecular function: GTP binding; GDP binding; GTPase activity. Gene Ontology annotation, biological process: Ras protein signal transduction; epidermal growth factor receptor signaling pathway. NCBI's taxonomy places the organism in Eukaryota, Metazoa, Arthropoda, Malacostraca, Decapoda, Palaemonidae. The coding region runs from base 360 to 926 and encodes 188 amino acids. The transcript has 6 exons.
ACGAGAGAGAGAGUGGAACCACCACACGAACGCACAAACACACACACUGAGAGAGAGAGAGAGAGAGAGAGGGAGAGAGUGAGUGAGACAGUGAGUGAGAGAGAGAGAAAGAGUAGUACUGUUGUGUGUGUGUUUUGCCAUCUCCUGGAUUAUGCGGCAUUUGUAGCAUAAAAGCGAACCGGAGAAGAAUAAGAGGAAGAGGAGGAGGAGGACGAAGCUGAUUAGCGAAGAAGAAGAAGAAGACACAAGAGUCACCCGAGGAAGGAGAAGAAGAAGAAGAAGAAGCGGACCCUAGAUGAGUGAACAUGCGCCAUUAAACCUUUAAAAAAAACAAAAACAAAAAAAAGGCGAAGCUCAAAAUGACGGAGUACAAGCUGGUUGUGGUGGGAGCUGGAGGUGUGGGUAAAAGUGCACUCACCAUUCAACUUAUUCAGAAUCAUUUUGUUGAUGAAUAUGAUCCUACAAUAGAAGAUUCAUACCGUAAGCAAGUGGUUAUCGAUGGAGAAACCUGUCUUUUAGAUAUCCUCGAUACAGCUGGCCAAGAGGAGUAUAGUGCAAUGCGUGACCAGUAUAUGCGGACAGGGGAGGGUUUUCUCCUCGUGUUUGCUGUCAACAAUGCUAAAUCAUUUGAAGACAUUAGUACAUAUCGUGAACAAAUAAAACGAGUGAAGGAUGCAGAUGUUGUACCUAUGGUUUUGGUGGGUAACAAGUGCGACCUUCAGGUUCGUGCCAUGGACAUGCAACAAGCGCGGGAAGUUGCAAGAAACUAUGACAUUCCGUUUAUCGAGACUUCAGCCAAGACUCGCAUGGGAGUUGACGAUGCCUUUUACACCUUAGUUAGAGAGAUCAGAAAAGAUAGGGAACACAAGAGGAAGAGGAAUCAUACAGGACAGUUGAAUCUAAAGAAAAAGUGUAUCGUAUUUUAGAAGGAUUGUGUUGUGUUUUUGCAGACUUUCAAGGAAAAGCCAAUGUCAAGGCAUGCCCAGUCGGUCGUUUUCGUCACUCGCAAUGCAGGAUGAUUUUUAAUGAACCAGUGCAGUCUGUCGAUAGUCGAUUCUGUCCUCUUUGUGAAAUUGCAGAGAAGGGUCUUGCAUGUAGAGUUGUGAAAGUUUUUAUUUGUGAAAGUAAAAUGAGUAAUAACAGUUCGGGAAGGAUGAACAGUUACUGGAAAAGAUGCAGUUGAAAUUACGCCUCCUUUCAUAUUUUGUUUAGGUAAUCUUACAGUAAGGGAACAUUCAGUCUGUGGAGCAUUGAUUUUCUGAUGUACUGUAUUUUCUUACUGUGUAAAGUUUGCUUGAUUUUUGUCUUGACAUUUUAUACCUUUCAGAUAAAACUCUCCUUUUGUAACUCAGUUCCUGAGUAUUUUUUGUUCAUGUAUUUCAUUAACUCUCAGAAUCCUAAGCGCUUUUUCCAGUCCUUUUGCAUUUACUCUUAAAAAAAAAACACUUCAAUUGCUCCCUGUCAUGAUCGCUGCUGUUGAAAUGCUCUGCAAGGCCAUCAUAACCAGAACUAUGAUUUCACAAAUUUGGGAAAUAACUUAAACCCUUGAAUGUAAGACAGUUUAUAUAAGCCUUAGAGUCCUUUGCCCUCUUACUGUGUGCAAUUUGGUUUUUUUAAUAUAUAUAUAUAUAUACGUAUCAGGAUGUUUUCAAUUUUACAGGGUUAAUUGGUCUUAACAUUUUUCACACCUGCAUUGGUUGAACGCAGUACAGGAACUGUUGCAGUCGUUUUUAUGGGCUUUUCUAUACGUACAGGCUCCCAAGGAAUAUUCCUUUCCCC